Messenger RNA from Hibiscus syriacus, 870 nucleotides. Its product is annotated as glycolipid transfer protein 1-like. Gene Ontology annotation, molecular function: ceramide 1-phosphate binding; ceramide 1-phosphate transfer activity. The record is from RefSeq and is a predicted model, not a curated record. Gene Ontology annotation, cellular component: membrane; cytosol; cytoplasm. Gene Ontology annotation, biological process: intermembrane lipid transfer; ceramide transport. The transcript is spliced from 7 exons. The coding region runs from base 162 to 785 and encodes 207 amino acids. NCBI's taxonomy places the organism in Eukaryota, Viridiplantae, Streptophyta, Magnoliopsida, Malvales, Malvaceae.
UGAAACGUGUAGACGUGCAACCGACCGACGCGCAGCUGUUUCUGCUCCAGGAGUACUUCAUUCAGUGCCCCUCUCGUCUUCAAUAUUUCAACUGAAUCCAAUUCUCCAAAAAAUAUCUCCAGUGAAGAGAGAAGAAAAAAUGUUGAAAGCCUUUUGGAGCAAUGGAAGGAUCAGUUUUUACUCCAUCAUUGGAAGGAAUGAAGCAUAUCAAAUCUCCAGAAGGGGAAAUGCUUGCUAAGCCUUAUUUGGAAGUCUGCAAGUUGAUUUUGCCAGUUAUAGAUAAGUUUGGAUCUGCUAUGACUCUUGUAAAGAGUGAUGUCGGUGGUAACAUAUCGGUAAGAUAUUUAUUCCCGAGUUGGGAAAAAAAAUACGAAACUGAUCCCACUAAAUACAAAUACUUGUACAAUAUGGUCAAAGAAGAGGUUGAAUGUAAAACCGCAAUGGGUUCAUCUAGCUGUACCAAUGGUCUUCUUUGGUUGACACGAGCGAUGGAUUUCCUUGUAGAAUUGUUCCGCAACUUACUUUCACAUCCAGAUUGGACUAUGAUAGAAUGUUGCACUGACUCCUAUGGCAAAACCCUGAAGAAGUUUCAUGGCUGGAUUGCUAGUUCCAGUUUCACAGUUGCAAUGAAGCUGGCUCCGGAUAGGAAGAAGUUCAUGGAAGUAAUAUCUGGCUCAGGAGAUGUUAAUGCAGACAUGGAGAAAUUUUGCUCCACUUUCCCUCAAUUUCUUGAGGAGAACCACAAAUUUCUGGCGAAUUUCAGUUUGGACGAUAUGAAGGCUUGAUGGAGUAAGUGUCCUUGUGUUAUUCGUAUGUUUGAAUUCCCAUUGUCCUGUUUUGGCUUCUAAACCGUGAAAUAAUGAAUGACUU